Perkinsus marinus ATCC 50983 is the source of this 792-nucleotide messenger RNA. RefSeq lists its product as hypothetical. The coding region runs from base 1 to 792 and encodes 263 amino acids. Gene Ontology annotation, cellular component: nucleus. NCBI's taxonomy places the organism in Eukaryota, Perkinsozoa, Perkinsida, Perkinsidae. The record is from RefSeq and is a predicted model, not a curated record. Gene Ontology annotation, molecular function: protein binding. The transcript is spliced from 8 exons.
AUGCCCGUCUUUCCUGUGGAUAUCGCCAAGCAGAUGUCGCAGGUGUUAGACUUCCUGCAGGGGAAUGAAGACGGUGAAAUGCUAAAGGUCAGCCUUGAACUAUCCUCGAAUGCUGACAGCAGAUCCAUGCUUGCCCGUGGGCGAGUAUCUGAAGGGGAUCUGCCUGGAUCGUAUUAUAUUAACCAUUGCAUCGCAUUGGAGGACUCCGAAGGGGAGGGUACGCUCCUACUCUCUGAGCUGCCAUUGGCACAUCUAUAUGAUGUAGACAUAGAAUCCCUCAGAGAGAUAGAAGAGGAAGAGGGUGUAGGGCUGGGAGGAGGUAAUGAAUCGGUUUGCUUGAUGAUAGACGACCUCACUGAAAGCGAACUCCUCACUCGGGUUAUCAUAACUGAUGUCCUGUCCAGAGGCAAUGAUUAUUGGAAAGAUCACCUCAAGGGGUUGCAUCCUCGUUGGUUCGUUACCUGUACAUUCUUCAGUGAAGAGAGCCAAGAGAAUGCGAUGGACCCGGAAGUUAUUCACCAGAAGUGUAGGUUUAAUAUUCUAGGAUUCGAGACAUGCCCUGAGAUGACCAUAUAUCAAGAGGUAUUCGCUGGCCUAAGUGGUAUUGGGCUUUAUGCCAAAGCUUCUGGUUUCAACCAUAGUUGUUCUCCCAAUGUUAAUCGCUUCGCGGUAGGCACAUGCCAACAUUUCGUCACGAAUCGUGACAUCAACCGUGGUGAGCAACUUACCAUAAGCUACUUCGAACACGAGUACUGCAGGAAGGUACCUAUCCUCAAGCAUUGCAGUGCGUAG